Molecule: messenger RNA, 7737 nt
Organism: Moneuplotes crassus
Lineage: Eukaryota; Ciliophora; Spirotrichea; Euplotida; Euplotidae
Source: the annotation of a GenBank genome assembly
AUGGCGGAUCUUGACAAAGAACUUGAUUUCGAAGCAUCUAAUUUAUCAAGCAAGUUCUUCGACCGAAGCAAGGAGCAGGCUGAAGACGAAGAAAUUAUGAAAAUACUUGGCGGCGCUAGAUCGCAAUUCCUCAAAAGUGUGGCACUUGAAGACCAAGAUAAGGUUAUUCAGCAGCUUAAAGAGGAUAACCAAGAGCUUGUGCAAGAGAAUUUACGCUUAAAAGAACAAAUUGAUGAGCUGUACUCUCAAUUACAGUCUAAAGAAACAGCUGAUUCUGACUUAAAAGAAAAAUGUAUUGAAAACCUCAACUCAAAGAUGCAAGACCUCAAAGAGAGACUUUCGCAUUUUGAAAAUGAUGAUUUUGAGCAAGAGAUCAUGACUCUCAGGCAGAUUAUCCGUGAGAAGGAUGAUAGGAUAAGCGACCUAGAACUGAACGAGAACCAUUAUGAAUCAAACUCGAGCUCUUCACACUUGAAAUACGAGAAUAUUAUACGACAUAAGGAUGAGUCUAUUAAGGAGCUAAAGAUCCAGAUCCAGACUAUCUCAGACAGCUUCUGCACAACGACUACUGACUUCUGUCAGCUCGCGCUUGAAAACUCUGUUGAAACUGAUGAUCUAGCUGAGAAAUUGGCCAAUAGGCUCCAAAGGUUCCAAGAUUUAGAAGAUGAUGAGGAUAUCUAUAAUGCUAUUCCUGACCUCUCCGAUCUCAGUUACAAAGUUAUUGAAGAAAUUCUUAGAGAGAACCAGAUGAUAAUGAGGGAACUCCAGGAUGUUAACGAUAAUCUCCUUACUCGUCCUUCGAAGACGAAGCCUGAGAAAAGAUAUUCUCCAGAAAUUCAGUCUUUCUCAGGCUCACAGAAGGGCAUCCAGACUGAUCUCAAGGCUGAUGAGAUCAAGAUGAUAGCAGAGAUGUUGUCUCAGAAAGAAUCAGACUCUGUUCGUACAGCAUCUGACUUGAAGAAGGCGAAGGUUUAUACUAAGCUUUGUGAGAACAAGAUCAAAAAUCUUGAAUCUCAGCUGCAGAAGUACUAUCAAGUCGAAAUUGAUUCUAAUUCACUGCAAAAUUUGAAAUCGUUAGCCCAGAUGUCUCCUGUAGACCAGCUACAAGCUCAAUGAGUCUUGAUCGCAGAAGGGAACUUUUUGAAUAAAUCCAAGAGUGGCCAGAAGCCUCUUGGAGUUCUGAAAGUCCUGGCCUCUCAGAACUAUAAUUCAGUACAGCUUGACUCGGAAUCAUUGGAGGCAGGAUCUCCUGACCUUACUUAUAAUACCCACCAGGUUAAUGCUGAUGAAAAGAAGCUAUUCAUGAUUGAGGAUAAAGUAGCCGUACUUGAAGAGGAGAAUGCAAAGCUACUCGCUGACCUUGAGCAAAAGGAGGCUCUCCUAAGGGAGAAAACUACUCCAUCUUUAACAUCAGAAGAUCCUAAAGAAUCUCAAAUUGGGCAAGGUGCAAGGGUCAAGGAGCUCCUUGAUGACAUAAAAGUUAAGGAAGACUACAUAGAGUCUCUCAAGACCACGAUUGAGGACCUCAAUAAGGCUCUAAAGAAGCCAAACCUGUCUAACUCUGAAAUAAAGGAUCAUGCUCUUAACCUGAAGCUUCUCAGGAAGACGGACAUGAGCAUUAGCACUCAGAAACAAACUUUGGAGAAGAGAAAGACCUGGAUUGAAGGAACUUGAGAUUCGCGGUUUAGGCAAAAAGAGAACUCUCUUGAUUCAGAACGUAUCCCAACAUUCAGCCAUAACUGCUUCACAGAGGAAGAAGAGACCAAGAAGAAUUUACAAUAUGAACAUGAGAAGGAAGAGACUGGCGUGACCAACGAGAUAACUGACUUGAGAACCAAAUUGUAUGCCAAAAAGCAAGAGCUUGAUGCUCAAAGGAAUAAAAUACUCAACCUCGAAGGAUUUAUCGAGGCUCGGGAUGACCAUAUCUCUACACUUGAGCAAAACUUAGUUCAGGCACAGAAAGCUGACUGCACAAAUUCUGAAGCUGCUCCAAAUAAAUCUAUGGAGUUCAUAGAAUCCGUGAUAGAAAACUCUACGUUGAAGACAAAGAUCAACCAAUAUGAGACAUUUAUACAAAAAUUAAAUGACAAAAUUGGAGAUUUAGAGAUGGAAAAGGAGCAGAACCAGCAGGAAUACCUUCAGCUGAACGGGCAAGUUGAUGAAAUAAUUCAUAAAUUUGAAAGCUACCAGCAAGAGAUUGACCAAUUAGAAAUAAUAGUCGAUCGUAAGGAGAGAACUAUCCAAGAGCUAGAAUAUCAGCUUGGGAACUAUAACAAAGAGUUUGUCGAUGGGUCUAAGAAGAUGGCACGAACAACUAUUCUUGAGGAUACAGUUAACCCUGAUGACACGACUGGAUCUCAUGAAAAAUGGGGUGUUGCGAUUAAAUCUGCUUAUACUUAUCCAAUCGAGAUAGCUCUCAACAGACUCACUGCAAAGAUUUAUGAGUAUAUUAGUCAAAAGAGGCAAGAGAAGGCUGAAUUCAGUGAAGAUUCCAUUGCGAAAUCCCUUCAUGAUAUGAGAGAGACCAUCCAGAAAACAGACAGCUUCUUGAUCAAUGCUAUUACUACUGAGAAGCUAUCUGGAAUGCCUAAGAGUGAGGAUAACAGCUUCGCUGCCCAGACCUGCAAAUCCCAGAGAAUUCAACAGAUUCAUGAAAUUUACAAUGAUGUGAACAAAAUUCGGAGUGAUUACUACUGUAAAAUUGUGGAUGAUCUGAAAGAGAAAUGUCAGAGACUGGAAUCUCAGGUGUACUCCCACCACAUCUUCAGCAGCCUCUCCUCAUCAAAUUCAAAACAGGUGUUAAAGAAUGAAAAUAUAAAUUCAGGAAUCGCAAUUUUGAAGUGAACUCAGCUGGAAAAUGUCAUUAGGGUUUUGCAAGCUAAGCUGCUAGCUCAGGAGAACAAGAAGGAACGACUCAAGCUGGAAGACAUUAACCGGAUCCAGAGCAAGACUAUCCAAGAAAUGCAUACUUUGAAUGAACAAGCAAUUAUUUCUGGCAACCAGAAUUUCAAAGAUUUCGCAGGACUCGACCUUGGCAAAGAGAUUGCUUCUUUGAAGGUCAAGCUCAAUGAGGCUGAAAAGGAAGCUGAAUUGGCAAAUUCUGAAAAUAAUCGACUUAAAUCUGAUAUUUUGAUGCUUGAAAGCACUCUAGAGCAAGUCAACAAGAAGGUCAAUGAGCUCAGCACCAUUCCAUCUAUAGAUCAACUUGAGAAAAUGCAUCAAAGGAAAUCAGCAAAACUGUUUGAUGCUUGAUCGUCAGCCGAGGGCAAUCAUGAAGAACAGUUUAGGAAGAAGCUCGAUAAUGUAUUUGAGCUGAUCUCUGGGCUCCAGACUGAUGUCACCUCAAAGCCCCUAAAUUCUCCAAGAAUGCCUACCUCUGAACUUGAUGAGGCUUAUUCCGAGCUAGCUAAACUGAAAUCACAGAAAGAGCUUGAGAUCUGUGAGAUCAGAGAGGAAUACGAAGCUAAAUUUGAACAGAUGAAGGUCGACAAGCAGCAAAUACAGCAACAGGAUAAUCUUAUUCAGGAAAUCGAUGCUUUAGAGAAAGAGAAUGCUGAUUUAGAAGAGAGACUUAAUGACAUCACUAAUGAGAAUCAAGCUUUGAAUAGAAAUCUAUCCCUACUCAAGUCAACAAUUGGUGAGCUAACUUGUUCAAACAGCUCUCUGAACUUGAACAAAAUCAUCCAAGAUGACAGUGCGAAGAAGGGGUGUUUAGAGCUGAAUGAUUUUAAGAUAAUCCCUUCAAGAAUAAUUUCAACAUUGAUUUCAUUCAAGAAGAACCAGAUUAAUGCUGAGAAGCGGUUGAAGCUUCUUCAAUCGAGAGACGAAGUUGAGCAGGUGGAGAUUGACAUCCAUACAGAAAAUGACUUAAUAGACUCUCUAAGGGAGGUUAAUUCCCAGAUUAUUCAGUACCAAGAGGAGCCCUCAGAGGAUGGACUUAAUCUCAGCCCAAUUCCAGAAGAUGAGCAAUACAAUGAAGGCAGGUUAAACAAGCUGAAAUCCCUUCAGAAUCAGCGAUUCUUCCUUCAGUGUAAACUUCUUCAACAUUGCAAUGAAGAAAUCGAGAUAGAGAAUGACUUUAGCAACUCAGAAAAGUUUAAUAAUGAAGUGAACGAGUGUGCUACCUAUCCACUUAUCCAAGGAGUCAUCUUCCUUGCAUCUAAGCUUGCACAGUAUGAAUCGAAAGUAGCCAGUUCCUCGCAGGAGCCUCUUUCAGUGGAAGUUGCCCAGAGAUGUGUUAUAAAAUGCCUAACCUCCACUCUUACUAAGAUCGUUUCCGAGAAUGAUAAUUAUGACUUAAAGAUUGAAGAUUUUACCCCAACUAGGGAUGAGGAUAGGACUAUCUGGUACCUUGACCUUCUUGAGACACAACUCAGCCUAACUAAGGAUCUUAUAUUUGACCUUAAAGACUACCAAGAGAGUAUCAAGGAAAAUAAGGGAUACGAGACUAAUAAGCAAUUGAAAGCUACUUAUUAUGAACUAGCUUCUAAUACUAAUUUUGCAAGCCAACAAGUAGAGUCAGUGAAGAAUAUCUUCUAUGUUGUAAAGGCUGAUCUUCAGAAGAAGAGGGCCUCAUUUUUUACUCCAUCUCCUGGCAAUAUGGGGUCCUUGAAAGGCAAAUCUACCGGACUUCCAUGUAUAAAUUCGGGAUAUCAAGAUCACUCUGUCGAUACUGAUUCUCUUAAGGAGCUCGAAAAUAUGAAAAAUGAGUUGAACCUUAUUACCAAAGUUAAGGCUAGUCUUGAAGAACAGCUCCAAAUCUACAAGAAACAAGAGGAACAAUUUAAGACUCAAGAAGCAGAAUCUCUCAGAGAGCUCAGGGAAGAGCUCCAAAGCACUAAAGAUGAGCUUCGGGAUGAAAUUCACUCUAAUGACAAAAUCUCCGAAAAACUUCGUGAAUCUGAGCUUAAAAUAGCUGAUCUCUCUGAUUCGAUAGAAGUCCUAACCAAGGAGCUUGCCGAAGCAACGAGCCAGAAUGAAGACCUCCAUAAGCAGGUUGAAACUCUGUCAAAGCCUACUCUAGAACAGAUGAAGAGGGAGGUUCUCGCCUCCAAGUCUCGAGCAAGAGAAAAGGAGUCUCAGAUCUCCGACUUAAAGGAAAGAAUCCUCAAUCUUGAGAAGGACAAUGCCAAGCUAGUCCUUACUACCAAGACGCUGAAGAAAGAAAAUAAAGAAAUGAAGCAAGAUCUUGAUCUGAAGAACAAACAGUCGUUAAGAGGCAUCAAAGUUGAGAAGGAAGAACUUGAGGAGAAACUUCAGAAGGAAAUAGAUCAAAGACAACAAGACUCACAGACUUGGCAGAACGAAAAAGCAGUACUAGAGAGUACCAUAAAAUCUCUCCAGAUCCAGACUCAGGAGAUGGCGGUUCCUAUUAACCAAGCUGGUAGCGAAGAAGUAGUUCAGCUGAAGGCAAAGCUGAAUAAGUAUAAGAAGAAGAGUCAGCAGAAGGCCAAGAAGAUCACAACUCUUGAGACUGAGCUCAAGGAAUGUUCCAAGGAGAAAGAUGAGUAUUAUAUUAAGUUCACUCAGAAUCAGGAUAAAGUCCAAGUCAUGCAAAGAGUAAUGGAUGACAACGCUAGACUGAAAACUGACCUGGAAAAUACCAAAUCCCAGCUUGGACAGGUCAGAAGCGAGCUUGACAUUAAGAAAGAAAAGUAUGAGUCUCUUGAAAAUCGAGAAAGCUAUCAAAGAGUCCAGCAGCAAUUACAAGAAGCAGCAACUGAGGUUGCUAACCUUAGGAUUCAGAGGGAUCAUUUACUGAACAAAUUCGAAAUGGAGAACACUGAAGUAAAGAAUGAUAACAUAAAAAUGUGCCAGAUCAUCAGAGAUUACGAAUUCCAAGUUCUAGAGCUCCAAAACAAGGAGAAAGAAUCCUCUGUAACUCUUGAGGCACGGAUUAAGAUCCUCUCAACUGAGAAUAAGUCCUUAAAGGCAGAGAACAAGAAGUUGCUCAAGAAGAUUUCCCAGUGCAACAGUGACUGUGAAAGGUUGUCAGAGGAAUAUAAGAUGCUGAUUGAAGAGAUCAACAGCAACAAGAUCAAGGAUCAGAAACAAGUGCUUAAAGCUAACAAGGAGAAAUCCUUGAGACAAGAUUAUGAAGAAGAGCUCAAGAGGAUCAAUAAUAUUCUGAACCAGUCUGAAGACACCAAGAAGGACAUUAUUGAGAAGUAUGCUCAAGAGCUGGAGACCCUGAGAGAGACCUACCAGCGUACAAUAGAUAUACAAAAGGAAAAUUUUGAGGUUUUUAAAGAGAAAGUUCAACAAGAAUUUGGCUGGGUUGAAAAAUUACUUAAGAAUAAGACAGCUAAAGCCAAGACUACCAAGGUUUAUGAAAAGUUUACAGAUCUUUUAAGGGAUCUCUCCUCUAAGGAAUCUAUUAUACGUUCAUCAAAGAAUGAGCUUAAGACUCUUAAGUCUCAAGUUACCAAUCUGAAGAGCAAAAGUAAAGAAUUGAAGACUCGGAAUGCUGAAUUAGGGAGAGUCAUUGACUCUUAUCCGAGAGCUAAGAAACUGCUAGAACAGCAAAAAGGAGUUCUUAAUUUAUCUAAGGAUUCUGGAAUUAAUAAAAGCCUUGUAAGAUCAUCAGAAGGUCUCCAUAAAGCCGGCUUGGCAUCAGAAGGCAUUGGCCAGGACGUAUCUUGCAUCACUGUAAAGGAACACAACGAGCUGCUAGAACAAAACAUCAGCAUGAAGAUUGAGACCAACAAAUUACGAAGCACUGUGACUCAAUUGGAAGAGAUCAACUUGAAACUCGAAAAUGAGAUGGAGUUCCUCAACUCAGAGAAUGACCGACUAAGCCGCCGCUGAGAGCAGCUUAUUGACUCAGAGAUUUCAAAAUCGAAUAAACGGAACUCCAGUAUUGAGGAAAAGCUCAGAGACGAGAUAGAGAAGCUCAGUAACGAACUUGAAGAAGCUCAUGAUAAUUUCAUACCUCUUGCUGAGCUAGAACAAGUCCAGAAGAAGCUUGAUAGCUGACAGAACCAGUUAAGGCAGUUUGAGAGGGAAAAUUGGCAGAAAAGUGAAAUUAUUCAGAGCCUUCAGGAACAACUUUCUAGUAAACAAUCUACAGGUGUCAGGCUCAUGCAGGAAAAUGAAAGCCCGAAUGUCCACAAAUCCUCUUCUGAGAAGGACUUGAGAGCGAGCUCGAGAGACUUCAUGAGGGAAAAUACUCGUCUUAAUUCACAAAUUGAACAACUAAGUCAUGCUGUUUCAGCUAAAGAUCAUCAGAUCAGCCAACUGAACUCUGAAGUUGACUAUCUAAGAAAAUCUAAGCUUGGAGAGGUACACGGAAGUAUUAAGGAACUUGAGGAAACUCUUCGAGUUAAAGAUGAGAUUAUCAGCAAGCUUAAAAGCAGUCUUGAAUGUUCAGAUGGUAAAUUCACCUAUUCCCCAGAUGAGCAUGACAAAGCUGGCACUUCUAAUUUACAAAGUCACGAAGAGCUGACUCUUGGCGUAAGGAAGUCCUCAAGCCUCCAAGAAGUUCUACUUACUGUUCAUAAGUUCUUCAGUGAAGCUACUGAUUCAGAGAUAAACGACUUCCUUAACGCAGUUAAGGAACUGUGUGACCAGAUUGAGGAGAGAAGUCUCUCUGUUAGUUCAAAACAAGAAUUUGAAAGACACUUAGCUGAAGAAAAUGCAGAUGAUACAUCUAGAAUCACAGAAUAUUUGAACUUGCAGAGCAGUACUUCAGAAAAUGUGUAUUAUGAUAAUUCAGUUGACAAAUAAUUCAAUUUAUAA